Messenger RNA from Nothobranchius furzeri (turquoise killifish), 1738 nucleotides. The record is from RefSeq and is a predicted model, not a curated record. Lineage: Eukaryota; Metazoa; Chordata; Actinopteri; Cyprinodontiformes; Nothobranchiidae.
CUAAUAAUUAUUUCACACUCAGGAUGAAGGAAACAGUGGCGGCGAAACACUCGAGAUGUAUCCACCUGAAAAGGAAGGAAAUGAAUCUCUCUUUUUGCUCAAACAGGAUGUUUCAGAGGACAGUGAUGACAAUGGCAUUUUCCAAAACAUUUCUCCUGAAUUGAAACAGCCACAAACUGGUGUGUCUACACCACAAUCGUCUACAUCACUCGAACAGGUAAAUUAUUGUCCACAUACCAUUAUUUUUAAUGAAAUUACAUCACAUAUUUCUUAUUUUUAAUAAUUAAUGUGUUUUAGGACUGGAGUACAGAUUCACCCAACAACAGUGACAGUAAUGCUGAAGAGGAAUUCUACAAAUGCUCAUUGCCACAGCAGCCUUGUUUUUUUUUUCAUUGACCCGAAAGACUGGCAAGACCUAAGAAAAACGCAGAAAGGGAGGCUUUUCAAAGGACUGCAGUGGACUAAUGUUGUAGCCACUGGCAUUAAGUCAGUACACCCAUUUUGCAGUUUUGGAUUUAAGAGGCAUACCAUCAACACCAGUCAGUCACGGUCUAAGAGGGCUGUGUUCUCAUGUAAGGCAUACUGCCGUUUUAAGGAUUGUCCAGUGACUGUGACAGUGGAGGUUAAAGAUGAAAAAACCCUGAAGGCUGAUGUGCUUUUCCAAGGAGGUGAGGUGUGCCACAACACAAAGGAAAUAAAAACAAGACCUGUGCGUGGACACUCCAGAGACGAAAUAGCAGAACAACUGGAAACCAAAAUGCCAAGAAGUCUUUAUCUGGAUUCUCUAAUUAAAAUACCAGAAAAAGCUUUCCAAGCCGGGUGUCGGGAUGAGGCUCCAUCUAAAGAGGUCUUGAAAAAUAUUGCCUGGUCCCACAGAACAAAAGACAGACCUCAUUUAAAUGAGAUGGCCAGUCUGCAAAUUUUACUUGACAGACAGCAAGGACUUCCAAACGAAGUCCUUCAGAGAGUGCUCCUGCAUCCAAAAGGUAUAAUGCUCUGGUCCCGAAAAACACUUACAGUGUUUUACCAACGGUGCAAAGAUGACAUAGUAUAUUUUGAUGCAACAGGAAGCAUUAUCUCAAAAGAUAAUGCUUCUGCUACUCCGUACUAUGUGUAUGAAAUUAUAGUUCGAAAUCCCUUCAAGGGAUCCUCACCUCUUCCAACAGCAACUUUUGUUACAUGUGACCAUACCACGGCUUCUGUAACAUAUUUUGUACAAGCAUUUCAAACAGAGCUUACACGAAUGUAUGGAAGCAGGGCAAACAAAAGGCCAGUAAUGAUCAUAUGUGAUGGCUCACUGGUGCUUCUCCAGUCCAUUGCGAUAACAUUCUGCAGAGCAAGUUUGGAAGACCUCUUGGAGAGAUACUUCCAGGUUAUCACAGGACAGUUGGACACGGAUAACUUCAACAUACCCAUUCUCCACCGGUGUUUGAGUCACAUCAUGAAGAACGCAAAGGAUCUUUGCAAAAAGAGACUUGAGAAACACUACAAAUUUGGCAUGCACGUUUUUGGAUUACUGGCCUGUUCUUCCAACCUGAAAGAUUUCGAUGGCAUUAUUGUAAGUGCAACAGUAGUUUUCAAAAGUCCAUGCAGUGGACCAGAAGUGCAAAAACACCUGCAGAACCUCAAACUGCUGAUCAAUCCGACGGGAAAUGGUGAUGAUGAAGAAAAAGACAUCAUUCCAGAGGACUACAAGGUAAUUUUAAAAUUAAGUUUGGUUUUCAAUGGUUGAGAUAUU